AUGCCCAAGACGGGAGACGUCCCGUUCACGCACGCGGAUAUUAGCGCGGCGAAAAAGGAUCUUGGAUAUAACCCGUCCAUCAGCCUGGACGAGGGACUGGACAGCUUCGUGCGCUGGUACUCAAAGUAUUACGCCGGAGGUGCGCACGCCGAGGACACAAACUACGUGCCGAUGUGA
Ostreococcus tauri is the source of this 177-nucleotide messenger RNA. RefSeq names its product unnamed product. The record is from RefSeq and is a predicted model, not a curated record. The transcript has a single exon. Lineage: Eukaryota; Viridiplantae; Chlorophyta; Mamiellophyceae; Mamiellales; Bathycoccaceae. Bases 1 to 177 code for a protein of 58 amino acids.